AUGUUGGUGAAGGUGCAAGGAUCCGUGAACCCGAGGGACACCUCAGUGCGUUUCCAAGGAAUUGAUGACAUUGAUCUUAAUGACUCAUGGAGUACUUAUCAACCAACCAAUGAAGCCGAAGCAAAGAAAUAUGCCACUUUCCACGCAAUCAAUAAUGCCAAUACCAUAUCCACAAUUCUGAAAGUACAAGAGUUCAUGGACAAAAUGGCCGAUAUGAUCCGCAAGGCUCAAUCCACUCAUGGUGGUGAAGUUGAUCGGACUCACGUCUCUAAUAAUGCCAACAAGACGGCCCCAUAUCGUGAGACACAUAGGUAUGGGUCUGUAAGUGAGACACCUAUGCAUCCUUCACGAACCCGACUCCAUCCAUAUAUGAUGCCUAUGAGGGAUUCUGCAGCAACACCUAUUCACGAUGGAAUGAGGACACGUAUGUGUGACAAAGCAUGGAAUCCAUACGCACCCAUGAGUCCUUCCAGCCCUCGUUCAAGAGCAUAUGAAGCACCAACUCUUGGUUCAAGAUGGGCCAAUAGUCCUUCUGGUGGAAGUUACAGUGAAGCUGGCACACCAAGGGAUAAUAGGGAUAGGGAUACUACCCCUGCCUCCUAUGGUAAUGCUCCAAGGACUUACUUGCCAUCAACACCUGGUGAACAGCCACCCAUGACACCAAGCUUAACAUAUUUACCUGGUACACCAGGCGGCCAACCAAUGACUCCUGGUGUUGGUGGCUUGGAUAUGAUGUCACGUGUAGUAGGUGGGGAUAAUGAUGGACCAUGGUUCCUGCCAGACAUAUUGGUGAAUGUACGCCGAUCAGGUGAAGAUGCUAUUGUUGGUGUCAUCCGAGAAGUACUUCUGGAUGGGGCAUGUCGAGUAGUUGUUGGUGGGGAUGUCAUCACUGCCAACCCGAACGAGAUAGAGGUGGUAGUGCCAAGGAAGUCAGGAAAAAUAAAGAUAAUGGGUGGACCCCAACAUGAGGCUACAUGGAAGCUCAUUGGUGUGGAUGGCACAGAUGGAAUCGUUAAAGUGGAUGACAAUCUUGAUGUUAAAAUACUAGAUAUGGUCGUUCUAGCCAAGUUAGCACCGUAA
This is a messenger RNA of Lactuca saligna, 1080 nucleotides long. The record is from the annotation of a GenBank genome assembly. Lineage: Eukaryota; Viridiplantae; Streptophyta; Magnoliopsida; Asterales; Asteraceae.